CUAACCGGAAGAGCAGGCAGUUUGCCAUACAUGGCACCGGAAGUGGCCAAGAUGGAAACGUAUGAUACCAAGUGUGAUGUCUAUUCGUUUGCAAUUUUAAUGUGGGAGAUUAUGUCGUUGAAGCAAGCGUUCAAGGGCAUGAGUGCAUCGUCUUUCAUGGAAAAGGUGGUAAUGCAACACGGUCGCUUGGUAGUACCCAAGACCUUUCCUCCACUGACGAGGCUGAUGAUCCCUGAAGCGUGGGACAGCGACCCUCAAAAACGACCC
Messenger RNA from Phaeodactylum tricornutum CCAP 1055/1, 267 nucleotides. RefSeq lists its product with no specific name. Gene Ontology annotation, molecular function: ATP binding; protein kinase activity. The annotation marks the transcript as partial. Lineage: Eukaryota; Bacillariophyta; Bacillariophyceae; Surirellales; Neidiaceae. Gene Ontology annotation, biological process: protein phosphorylation. The record is from RefSeq and is a predicted model, not a curated record. The transcript has a single exon.